Messenger RNA from Liolophura sinensis, 750 nucleotides. Its product is annotated as D-aminoacyl-tRNA deacylase 2-like. Gene Ontology annotation, molecular function: D-tyrosyl-tRNA(Tyr) deacylase activity. The transcript is spliced from 3 exons. Gene Ontology annotation, cellular component: cytoplasm. Lineage: Eukaryota; Metazoa; Mollusca; Polyplacophora; Chitonida; Chitonidae. Bases 6 to 527 code for a protein of 173 amino acids. The record is from RefSeq and is a predicted model, not a curated record. Gene Ontology annotation, biological process: tRNA metabolic process.
ACAACAUGGCACAAUCGGACACGGCGACUUCUAUUAUAAAGGCUCGUGUUGUCCUACAGCAGUGUUUAUCGGCAAGAUUGCAAGUUCAGCCCCAAACAGAAACUUCUGAAGCCAAGUAUGUUGAAAUUGGAAGAGGUUUAGUCAUCUAUCUGUGUUUCCUGAAAGAGGCUACAACAGAGACGGCAGACAAGAUUGUAAAGACCGCGUUAAACAUUCUUCUGAGCUCGAAUGAUGAAGAGAAGUUGGUGUCCGUGUUGGAAUUACAAGGCGAUGUCCUCAUUGUACCACAGGCAACAUUAGGGGGAACACUGAAGGGAAAACGCAUGCAAUAUCAUAAAAACAUAGAUAAAGAGUCAGGGAGAUAUUUAUACGAACGUUUCGUUAAACUUUGUUCAGAGGCGGUCAGUAAACAUAGCGGAAAAAGAGACGAGUCACGAGAAGUACGUGUACUGCACGGUACAUACGGCAACAGACAAGUGUUGAAGAUUGAUACAAACGGUCCAUACACCCACAUGCUUGAGUUCUGAUUGAAUAUGUUUGAUUGCAACGUGAUGUGGGUUAAACGCCCUGACCUUAAUCCAAAUUUGGGAAGACCUUCAAAUUAGCAAUUUCGGUUUCAGAUACAACACUUGGCUGCAUGGGCGUCCAGGCAAGCCUUUUCAACUACAACACUCAACAGGGCGUCCGCUUGACCUCUUCAGCGAGUUCUCUUCACGUGAACGUAUUCAUGGGACAAGUUACACAUAUAUA